AUGGCACACGGCGGACCGUCGGCGCUCACUCCAGGUCAACUGCCAUCGAAGAAGCGUAAAGACGUGCCGUCUUUACCAUCCAACGGACCCAACAAGCGACCUAAGAACAGCCAUCGACCGGACCAUCGCGCCAAGCAACGCGAUGCACGCACUUUGGCAACCCAAACGACAGGUAAAGCCUUCAAGAAUGGCGAGCUGGACCUGGACAAGUUCGUGCGGGCGCGGGAGUACGAGAUUCGAGCGCUGGAGGAAGGGUUGACGCGUAGCAAGAAGGCCCUCAAUCGAAGGGCGUUCCAACAGGUACCGAAGGACUUAAGAAGGCGUACGGCUAGCCACAAUGUCAAAAAGGUGCCUAAAAGGCUGCGUGAGAGGGCGAAGAAGGAGAUGGCUGAAGACAACACUCCUACUGUAACGGCAAAUAAACGAAAGCCGACAAGGCAUAUGCGCUUGCGGCUGGAGACUGCGAAAAGGCUGCGAGCUUUGGGUGCCAAGAAAAAGGCCGAGAAAGAAAAGGCCAAAGCAGAGAGCGUCACGGUUAUUGAUCCUAAUGCGCCGCCAGCGGAUAAGAAGAAGCCAGACGAUGCAAAGCCAGCACAGUCAUCGACAGCAGUCAAAUCUCGGCCGCCCAAGGUCAAGAAAGCAGCUCUAGCUUCACCGCCAGUACCCAAAGCCAAGUUCCGCAAGCGCCAGAUCUACAAGUCGUGGCUGCCAACUCACCUCUUCCACGCCAAACGAGCACAUAUGACCCCACCAUCUACGCCGAUGUGGCGUUUCUGUAUACCACUGUCGCCGACAGCCAAGAGUUACCGCCCAACUCAUCGAGCGAGCCAUGAACGCGGCGCUGUAGCUUGGGAUAUGAGCUACAUGUCGACCAUCGGCUUGCAGGGUCGACUUGACAGCAUCCUUGGUUUGUUGAAGGCACUUGGUGUUGCGUCGGAGGCGCUCAAUGGUAGGCAGGGCGAGAAGUGGAGAGCUGGCGCAAGAGUGCUUGAAACGUUCGUGUACAUGCGAGUGCAGCCACAUGAGUUGAUUGCGCCUGUCACUCUAGUAUGGUGUGUGCCGUCUGCCGACUCCGUCUCCAAGAGUGUCGAAGAAGAAAAGCAGAAGCGAAAGUUGCUCGUGCGUGUACAUCCUUCUGCCUUCUACCAGCUUUGGGAGGAAGUGUUGCGCUUGGGCAAGGUGUCAAAGCCACAAGUCAGCGUCGAGGACCUGCGGUUUGACAUUGGCAGUAUCGAUAUCACUGGACCUGGGGCUACGGAGGCGUUGCUGGGUGCACUGUGGCCGUCGCCGGAACCGCCGGAACCUGCAAGCGGCCAAGCUCAGCCUGACGGAGGUGAAGCAAUGCAGAUCGAUAGCGAGCCGAACACGCCAACGGUCGGACAGACAUGGACUGCGCUUGCAGGUUUGAAUAACCCGGCCAUGUUGCCGCGGAGCGCGCUGCUUAGCCUCGACGUGCAGGACCCGAGGCUGCAUCAUCCACCACGUACCAUCAACUUACCCAAGACCGACGCUGAACAGCACAAGCUUCUGGAGCUGAUCGCAAGCUGGCCUGUCGAGGUCGCUCUGAGGCCAUCACAAGUCUUUGACCGCAAAGCUAGGCUGAUCGCGAGCGCGGCCUUACCAAGUCAGAAAGCGAUCAAUCGCCGCAAGUCGCUCGCGUUACCAGGACAGUAUCCAGAAGCGCUGGCGAAAGACCCACGCAUACCGGUCCUACUGUACACCUCCACCGCAUCUGCACACGCUGGUAGGUCACGCGAUACAUCGCCGGCAUCCUCCACCUGGACCCUCCUUGCACCAUGGAAGUGCAUCCAGCCCAUCUGGUACAGCAUCAUGUACUACCCGCUCUCGACUGGCCAGCAGCCGCGCUUCGGUGGGUUGAGUCAGAGAAGGCAGCUCGCUUUCGAGGCUGGAGUGCCCAUGUUCCCCGUGGACUUUCCCGGCACGAAGGCGGGCUGGGAGUGGGAGAUGCAGGAGCGGAGGCGGAGGGAGGAGGAGUGGAGACGGAAGCCAAAGGGAAAGAGAGUGAGUUGGGAAAAGGUUGAGCUUGGUGGUGGGAAGAAGGGUGAGAUGGGUGUAGGAUGGGCUUGUGAUUGGGAGAGGCUGCUUGCUGGUUCCCCUGCGCCAGAGGCUGCGGUUGAGAAGGGUCAGGAUGCAGCUGAAAAUGCCGAGCAGGCGAACGCUGCACAGGGCAGUAAGAAAGACAACGGCGAGGAUACGGCAGCGAAACAGCUCAAGUCAGCACCGCUAAGGCCGACUGAGCUCACACAGCUACCCGCAGCGCAAGCUCGCGCCCUUCUCGAAGCCUCCGAUACAGCACUUCCGCCACCGCGUAACUUGGUCACUACAUUAACAACGGUCCGCCUCGCUCUUCUAACGCGCGGCGUUUCACAAGCCUGCGCCCGCAUCUACCGUCUCCCUUCCGCCAUUUCCAACGUCAAGCUGCGCAAGCAAUGGCUCGCCCUUCUCCCAACCUACAAACCUCGCAAGCAACUCACGCAGGGACCAAAGCAGAGCCUUCCUCGCUUACCAAAAGAUGCGCCACCGCACGUUGUCCAAGAACGACUGGCGCAGAGCCUCCUCGAACUGCCAAAAGCGGGAGAGGACGAGUAUCCGGCCUGCCCAGUCGAGGAGGACUUGAUAGGGUUUGUUACGACUGGCAACUUUAAUUUGGAACAGGGACAGGGGACGGGCAUUGGGAAUGUGUUGAUAGAGAGAGUGAUGGAGGAGGCGAGGAGGGAUUGGGAAGGUGAGGGGAGGGUGGUGGUUGUGAGGAAUGCUGGGGAUCGGGUGGGCAGGCUUGCCAGGUGGACUGUUGUAUGAGACGUUAACGUUAAUGCCCACUCUAUAAUGCGUUCAUCAGAACACCGUGCCAAACCGCUGCGGUUUGGAAUGCAUUUGGCAGGC
Molecule: messenger RNA, 2904 nt
Organism: Baudoinia panamericana UAMH 10762
Lineage: Eukaryota; Fungi; Ascomycota; Dothideomycetes; Mycosphaerellales; Teratosphaeriaceae
Exons: 2
Coding region: 1-2820 (939 amino acids)
Biological process (GO): tRNA 5'-leader removal
Cellular component (GO): ribonuclease MRP complex; nucleolar ribonuclease P complex
Source: RefSeq, a predicted model, not a curated record